Molecule: messenger RNA, 1610 nt
Organism: Kockovaella imperatae
Lineage: Eukaryota; Fungi; Basidiomycota; Tremellomycetes; Tremellales; Cuniculitremaceae
Product: cyclophilin-like domain-containing protein
Exons: 6
Coding region: 24-1469 (481 amino acids)
Biological process (GO): protein peptidyl-prolyl isomerization
Cellular component (GO): nucleus
Molecular function (GO): RNA binding; peptidyl-prolyl cis-trans isomerase activity
Source: RefSeq, a predicted model, not a curated record
UCUACAUCUAACAUCCAACAACCAUGUCGGUCAUGCUGGAAACCUCCCUAGGGGAGCUGGUGAUCGACUUGGAGGUGGAAAAGAGUCCUAGGACAUGUGAGAACUUUCUUAAACUUUGUAAAGUCAAAUACUACACUUUGAAUGCCUUUUUCAAUGUAUCCAAAGACUUUAUCGCACAGACGGGAGAUCCUACCGCCACAGGGACAGGUGGUGAAUCGUUUGCCUCCUAUCUUCAUUCCAUCACUCAAUCGACCUCUGCCAAACCACCUCGAUAUUUCCCAGCGGAGAUUUCGACAAAACUCAAACACAAGUCCAAAGGCACAGUCUCCAUGGCUGCUUCUCCGACUGAUCCUCCGGGUUGUGCCAGUCAAUUCUUCAUCACGCUGGCGGAUAAUAUAGAGUAUCUGGAUGGAAAGCACGGUGUUUUUGGACAUGUCAUUGAAGGGUUCGAAACGUUAGAUAAAAUCAACGAUGCUUUUCUGGACAAGGAUGGUAGACCUUUACAGGAUAUAAGGAUACGGCAUGUGGAGAUCUUAGAGGACCCUUUCCCGGAUCCGGUGGACAUGAUACCUGAACCUCCAUCACCUCUCCGACCUCCAGAUGCCCAAUCACGUUCAGUCGUCCGUAUAGCCGAUGACGAGAACCCACUCGAGCAGGUCUCAGAGGAGAAAUCAGAAGCUCUACGACGUCAAACGGCAGCUGCAUCCUCAGCUCUGACAUUGGAAAUGAUCGGUGACAUCCCCUUUGCGGCUGUCAGACCGCCCGAGAACAUCCUGUUCGUGUGCAAGCUGAACCCUGUAACGAUGGAUGAGGAUCUCGAAUUGAUCUUUUCGCGAUUCGGCAAGAUCCUCAGUUGUGAAAUCGUUCGGGAUAAACGAUCAGGGGAUAGUCUCCAAUACGCCUUUAUCGAAUUUGAUGAGAGAUCCGCGGCGGAACAGGCAUACUUUAAAAUGCAGAACGUCCUGGUGGAUGAUCGCCGCAUAUGGGUCGACUUCUCUCAGUCCGUAGCGAAAAUGAAUAUUGCUCAAGUCACUUCGAAUCCGAGAGGUAGAGGAAGAGGUCGAGGUGGUGGUGGUGGAAGAGGAAGCUACCCUGGACGUGGGGGCGGAGCAGGAGGCCACAACCAUGCAAAUGCUGCAUCCUACGGAAGUUCUCGACACGGAAAUGGAAACGGAGGCACAGACGGUUACGGGAUGGUCUUUGGUGACACUAAUGAUGGCGGUCGUUCGGGUAAACGAGAAAGGAGCUACAGUCCAAAGAGGAGGCGGGACACCAGUCGUGAGAGGGAGCGAGAGAGGAGGUACAAGGACGAGGAUAGGACUCGGGACAGAGACAGAGAUCGUGAUAGAGACCGGUACAGAGACUACAGGGACGGACGAAAUGGGCACACGUCUCGUCGGGAAGAUAAGCACAGGGACGACAGGGAUAGGGAGAGAUCACGCAGAGAUGACCGAUAUCGAGAUAGGUAGGCGUCAAGUGCUGCUGUUUCGAUCAUGCAUGUGGCGUGAUAAGGCAGCCAAGUCAAAGCUGUAACGCUGUCUAACCAAUUCGGACAGAUGUAGGCUCACUCCUUGUCCUGUGGCCGCAUGCCCUGGUGUAUGAACAUGGAU